AUGAAGACGAUGGGAUCCACUCUGCCAGGCAUCAUCGCCCUGGUGAUCCUUGUCGCCUUCGUUGGCGCAAGCGCCAUGGAGUUCGAGAAGGCGAGCUGGGCCAAGAAGGUGGACCUGAACCGGCCCGCUGGCAACAACGGUAACCACUACAAACACGAAUCGUCAAACCUUCACAACAAGAAGGGGAAGAUAGAGUUGGUAGAUAUCGAAGCGAAGGAGGAAGAGGAUGAAGAGGUCGAGUUGGACCUGUGCCUCGAAGAUCUCAAGGCCCUGCUGCGCGAGGAGUCCGAGUUGGAGUACCAGCGCGACGAAUGUCUCGCCCGCCUCGCCCCCUUGGUCGAGGAGGACAACCUCCACGAGCUCUGGAGGAACCGCAACCACUCCCUCGCCAUCGCCUGCCUCUACAAUCUCACCGACUGCAACGAUGAGAACGACGCCCGCGUGUUCUACGCCAACGUGCGCAGGUCGCCGCAGUCGGCCGCCCAGCCCGAGCGUAGCCAGCCGGCCUCGCUCUCGCCCUUCGCCUUGCUGGAGAGCAAGUUCCGGGGCUCCAUCAGCAAGUUCGACUCGAGCACCUUCAGCGCGAUGAAGUACAGCGCCGAAGCCAAGGCUGCCUCGCUCUCGACCAAGGCCCGCCGCGGCGUCAACUUUGAGCUGGCCCUGUCCGAGUGCCGCAAGCUGGUCUCGACCCACCGCUUCGAGAUCGAGGAGCUGCAGCGCAACGUGACCUGGUGCGAGGCCGAGCAGGUCCAGCGCAACAAGUCCAUCAUGGCCUACCUCCGCUUCUCGACCCUCUACGAGGAGGAGAACGCCCUGUGCACGCCCCUCAUGCAGAAGUGCCGUGCGGGCCUGCGCCUCGUGCGGUUCGACAUUACCAACGGCAACAGCCCCCUGCCGGCGGCCAACGACCCUGCCCUGGUGCCCGGCUGGGUGGGCUUCGGCCAGUCCGUCAACAGCGCCUUCUUCACCGUCGGCGAGGACUCGGAGGAGCUCAAGGCCAUGGCCUACUUUGGCAGCUUCGACCAGGGACCCAUCGCGGCCAGCUUCGCCGCGGCCAACGACGGCGCCCUGUCGGCCACCGUGGGCGAGCUGCCCUUCCUGGCGCCCGACCUCUCGACCUGGUCCACCACCUUCGAGCUCAACGCGACCAUCCACUCGCGCUGCUUCUACGCCUUCCAGAUGGCCGCCUCGUUCUCGGACCCUGACAUUGGCAUCGCCUUCUACACGCCGCCCGACCAGGGCCUGCACAUCUUUGACGAAGAUGGCAACUUCAUCACCAACGUAGUGGAUGAGGAGGAGCAGGAGGAGGAGCCCGGCAGGAGGAAGCUGGUCGCCCGCGGCCCCCUCAGAGAGACGGUGGAGAGCUGCGGGUGCGUGGGCGACCCCCUGCCCCACUACCAGGCGCACAACCACGUGAGCCCCGUCACGGAGGUCGUCUACGAGUACCGGCCCAUCAGCGCCUUCCUCAUCGCCCCCACCGCCUCACCAUCGAGGAGCUGCGCUGGACCUACCCCCUGGCCGACCAGCUGA
This is a messenger RNA of Acanthamoeba castellanii str. Neff, 1530 nucleotides long. RefSeq lists its product as uncharacterized. Bases 1 to 1530 code for a protein of 509 amino acids. The record is from RefSeq and is a predicted model, not a curated record. NCBI's taxonomy places the organism in Eukaryota, Discosea, Longamoebia, Acanthamoebidae. The transcript is spliced from 3 exons.